AUGCCUAUCAACUACCUGAUCCUGCUCUCGCGGCAGGGAAAAGUCAGGCUUGCAAAGUGGUUUACCACACUGUCACCGAAGGAAAAGGCCAAGAUCAUUAAGGAUGUCUCUCAACUCGUGCUGGCACGGCGGACGAGGAUGUGCAACUUCCUAGAAUACAAAGGUUGGAGGAUUAUGUGGAGAUACGGUGCAUCAACUAAUGAAUUGUCCGCAGAUUCGAAGAUCGUCUAUCGACGUUACGCCUCCCUCUUCUUCAUUGCAGGAUGCAACUCGACGGAUAACGAACUUAUCACCCUCGAGAUCGUCCACAGAUAUGUCGAGCAGAUGGACAAAUACUACGGAAAUGUGUGCGAGACAUCGUAUGUCAUAUCUCCUCUAUUGCAAAGCUCGAGAAUUGACAAGCCGCAGAUUUUCAACUUCCAAAAAGCAUACUUCAUUCUAGACGAGUUACUGUUGGCAGGUGAAAUGCAGGAAAGCAGCAAGAAGAACGUUUUACGGGUCAUAUCUGCACAGGACUCGAUAGAAGAUACAGAGGUCGAUGAAGAGGUUACAAAGAUCAUGUGA
This is a messenger RNA of Lachnellula hyalina, 564 nucleotides long. It is a transcript of the gene vas2, whose product is annotated as AP-1 complex subunit sigma-1. The transcript is spliced from 5 exons. Gene Ontology annotation, cellular component: AP-1 adaptor complex; intracellular membrane-bounded organelle. Gene Ontology annotation, molecular function: clathrin-cargo adaptor activity. NCBI's taxonomy places the organism in Eukaryota, Fungi, Ascomycota, Leotiomycetes, Helotiales, Lachnaceae. Bases 1 to 564 code for a protein of 187 amino acids. Gene Ontology annotation, biological process: vesicle-mediated transport; protein transport. The record is from RefSeq and is a predicted model, not a curated record.